Messenger RNA from Penicillium manginii, 1650 nucleotides. RefSeq names its product ammonium transporter. The transcript is spliced from 3 exons. Bases 1 to 1650 code for a protein of 549 amino acids. Gene Ontology annotation, molecular function: ammonium channel activity. Lineage: Eukaryota; Fungi; Ascomycota; Eurotiomycetes; Eurotiales; Aspergillaceae. The record is from RefSeq and is a predicted model, not a curated record. Gene Ontology annotation, cellular component: plasma membrane. Gene Ontology annotation, biological process: ammonium transmembrane transport.
AUGUCGGCGUUCAACGGGAAAGCCCCGUACGCCCCCGACUAUGCCUCCUACAACUGGAUUGGUGCUCCCGCCGACUAUAGCCUUUCCACCAACGCCGACUUGGGCGGUGAUUCCCGCACCGAAAAUGUCAACAAAUGGUUCCAGUCUGGCGACCAGGCCUAUAUCAUCGUCUCUUCUGCCAUGGUCAUGGUCAUGAUCCCCGGUCUCGGUUUCCUGUACUCUGGUCUCGCUCGUCGCAAGUCCGCUCUCAGUAUGAUCUGGGCCUGUAUGGCUUCGUUCUCGGUCGUCACUUUCCAAUGGUAUUUCUGGGGUUACUCGCUUGCUUUUUCCACCACCGCGACAAACGGCUACAUCGGCAAUCUACGCAACUUCGGUCUUAUGAAAACCCUUGCUGAUCCCAGUCCCGGCUCACCCUUGAUUCCUGGCCUCCUGUUCGCCUUUUACGAAAUGCAAUUCUUAGGUGUAACUGCUGCUAUCGUCAUGGGUGCCGUCGCUGAGCGCGGUCGCCUUCUUCCCGCCAUGGUCUUCACCUUCAUCUGGGCCACGAUCGUCUAUUGUCCGCUCGCCUGCUGGGCUUGGAACUCCAACGGCUGGGCCUACAAAUACGGCGUUAUGGAUUAUGCCGGCGGCGGGCCCGUCGAAAUUGGAUCCGGUUUCACUGCUCUCGCCUACUCGAUGGUCCUGGGCCGUCGUCAAGAACGCAUGAUGCUUAAUUUUCGCCCACACAACGUCUCUCUCAUCCUCCUCGGUACCGUCUUCCUCUGGUUCGGCUGGCUGGGCUUCAACGGUGGUUCUGCCUUUGGUGCCAACCUUCGCGCUACAAUGGCUUCCUGGAACACGAAUUUGACUGCCGCCUUCGCCGCUAUUACUUGGGUUCUGCUUGAUUGGCGCCUCGCCAGAAAGUGGUCGAUGGUCGGCUGGUGUUCCGGCACUAUCUCGGGUCUUGUUGCUGCCACUCCUGCGUCUGGGUUCAUCUCCCCUUGGGCUAGUGUUAUUUUGGGUGUCGUCACCGGCAUCGUGUGCAAUUACGCAACCAAGAUCAAGUACUGGAUUCGCAUCGAUGACUCUAUGGAUGUUCUCGCUGAGCACGGUAUCGCCGGUAUUGUCGGACUCAUCUUCAACGGUUUCUUCGGUGACGACGCUAUUGUCGGCUUGGAUGGUGUCAACACUGGCAGCGGUACCGGUGGCUGGGUCAUCCACAACUAUAAACAACUCUAUAUCCAAAUCGCCUAUAUUGUCGCAACAGCCGCCUAUUCCUUCAUCAUGUCUGCCAUCAUCGCUUAUACCAUCAACGCCAUCCCCGGCCUUAACCUGCGUGCUUCGGAAGAGGCUGAGCUUCUCGGUAUGGACGAUGACCAGCUCGGCGAGUUCGCCUACGACUACGUUGAGGUUCGCCGCGACUACCUUGCCUGGACCCCCCAGGCCAAGGAUCAAUACGAAGAUGGUCACCACAUCCCCGCCAACGAGCGCUACGGUAUUGGCGAGCAUUCGGAGAUGAUGCUUGAGGGCCAACCGCCCAUUAUGGGCAUGAACAUGGCAAUGGGCGAGAUCAGCCAAAGCUCUCGCGGAGGCAGCGAGGGUGACAUGGCGAUCCAAGAAGUCAAGAUGGCGCCAGCUCCUAGACAGGUCGCCGAGUCGCACCCCCCCUGA